ACAGACUGGUCGACAGACUUGAGCGUGCCACGGAUGGCCAAGUCAUUCUUGAGCUCGACAGUGACGACUUGCUCGGUCAGCGUCUUGAAGACCGAAUAGAUCAGCAUCUUUGAGGUCGCACGAGCAGCUCACCCCAGAGAGAGCCACGCUGGCGAGAAAGAGCGCGACAACAGCAAAGACCUUGGGGAGCCUCAGCCUGUCUCUGUCGCAGGCCGAGUAGUGCGGCAUGGCAGCAGAAGAUGUCAGUGCUACAUCGAUCCAUGUACCUGUAUUGCGCUUGCUGAGCGACAGACGAAAGACCUACGGCUUACGGCACCUCGACUACGACUCCUAUUCACAUCAUCUUUCGGGCCGUAUAGCUCAUCUGCGUUCUGCUACCCAACUCACGCAAGCCACAUCCAAAGGCCGCAAGUUUGCAGCCAAGUCCAUCACGGAUGCACACGUCCAGCGUGAUCAGCGAGCGCUCGAGGUAGUCCUUUGGGAAGCCGAGCGAGCUUGGGCGCGGUAUUGGUCCAUCAUCUCGAGCAAGACCACAGAAAAGGGCAAAGCCAAGCAAAGAUCUCGAGCGAUAUCGCGCUUGAAACGAUCUGUCAAGCAUGCUGCUCACUACGUCGCGCUCGUCGAAGCAGCUUGUGAGCCAAUCACGCGCGUGCAGGCAAGGGCGUACCAUUCCUUCCUCAAAGGAUCACUUGCAAUCGAACAGAACGAUGCAAAGACUGCAUCCAUUCAAUUGGCCCUAUCGAGAGAGUGCUUCGAAACGCUGCUCGGCUCGCAAGCUUCAGACGAUGCCAGACCGCCAGAUGGUCUGCAAGACGAUCACGCACGCGCAAUGGCAGAGGAAUUCCUCGAAGACGUCGAGCCGUUGCAACGCUAUGCUACCGCGCUCGCUUCUCGGGCUGGCUCUCCAGUGCAAGUCACUGAUGAGCUCAAAGAAACACAUUCUCCGGGUCAUGCACAACUGCUAUCGAGAUGCACAACGCAACUGAGAGAGCAGAACAAGGCAGGGAAGAGCGAAGAGGCCGGUCCUGCGAGUAUCGUAUGGAGAGACGACCGUCUGCCUAUCAGAGACCCAGACCUCUCUCGUGCACUUGCGAAAGCACUCAAGAGUAAUGAGGCCUUGACGGCAACCCGUGCUGGCAAAAUCAGCCUGGCAAGAUUCGAUCGCGCUCUUGCCGCUUGGGGCGCAGCGGAAGAGUUUGCAAGACAGCUCGUAGAGGAUCAAGAGACUGCUCUUGCUCGAUCUUCGGGUGCCAUGGGCGCUUCUGCUCGCCUAGAGUCCACACUCGAUUCUUCGCGCAAAGUCAGAGAUUUUGUCGUCUACCAAGUACUCAGCAUUCGGCUAGAAAGAGAUGCUCAGCUAGCCCGAACUCGCUUGGCCAAGACGAGCGUGGUGAGCUCAAAGUCGGGCAAAAGGACGAGAAAGGAAGUGAUGAAGCAAUUGAAGAGCUUGUCGAUCAUCGUCAAGUUGAUCGAUGCCGCACAGCAAUCACUCACCCAUCUAUCGCAAUUAGCACUGAUCGAGGAAGACUUUGCUCUCUCUGCGGAUGCGCAACAUGCCAUCUACUUUGCUCGCGCGGAGAAAGCACUCUUCAUGGCGAAAACGUAUGCUGCGCUCGACCGAUACCCCGAAUCGCUAUCGCUGCUCUCACGCGCAGAGAUUUUCACACGGCAAGCCAAAACGAGCUCAUCACAAGAGGCUGUACAUGCUUCCACAGGCUUCACCACUCGCGUGCUGGUGUACAACCCUGCUUCGUUUGCCUGGAUAGAGAAGGAGAUCCAAGAAGAUUAUCGAAGCGUAACGAGUGACUUCUACACUGCUACAAAGGGCGGCAAAGAGCCAGUGAGCAAUCUGGCCGGCAUGGACGAUCUCACCAUAGAGUCCGAGCAGCCAAAGGGCGAGACGUUCCUCGAUAUCGUCUACAAUUAUGCCUGUCAGCCUAGUCUCACCCCAGCAGCUCCGCAAGACGUUGCGAUGCAAGAAGUCGACAGCGCAUCAGAAACGGUCACAGAACCCGUUGCGUCUGUCACUGCGCCCGUCCAGAAGCAGGCUGGAGGUAUAUGGGGAUUGUUCGGAAGGCGCACGUGAUGACGCUGGUCUAGCCCUCGGCUCAUGUUCGCAUGCAUCGAGCACAAAAAAAGUACUUGUCUGCGACAGGCAAGCAAUGCACGACAUGUCGCUAGACCGAGGCCAUCGGCUUGCAAGCUUCGUCUUAGCUCAUGCGUAGUAUGGCGUGGACGAGAUGGUAGGAC
Messenger RNA from Mixia osmundae IAM 14324, 2250 nucleotides. RefSeq lists its product as uncharacterized. Gene Ontology annotation, cellular component: signal recognition particle, endoplasmic reticulum targeting. The transcript has 5 exons. Gene Ontology annotation, biological process: SRP-dependent cotranslational protein targeting to membrane. The coding region runs from base 227 to 2086 and encodes 619 amino acids. The record is from RefSeq and is a predicted model, not a curated record. NCBI's taxonomy places the organism in Eukaryota, Fungi, Basidiomycota, Mixiomycetes, Mixiales, Mixiaceae. Gene Ontology annotation, molecular function: 7S RNA binding; endoplasmic reticulum signal sequence receptor activity; signal recognition particle binding.